Dendronephthya gigantea is the source of this 1587-nucleotide messenger RNA. Its product is annotated as UDP-glucuronic acid/UDP-N-acetylgalactosamine transporter-like. Gene Ontology annotation, cellular component: Golgi apparatus. Lineage: Eukaryota; Metazoa; Cnidaria; Anthozoa; Malacalcyonacea; Nephtheidae. Gene Ontology annotation, molecular function: antiporter activity; GDP-fucose transmembrane transporter activity. Bases 223 to 1215 code for a protein of 330 amino acids. The record is from RefSeq and is a predicted model, not a curated record. The transcript is spliced from 14 exons.
GACACAAACAAAAAAGGUUCGAGAACAAAUUACAAAAAUUUCCACGUAGUGUCCACGUUGCAAACCUGUCAGUGUCUGGAUGAAAGAUCAGCAAAUUUCACUCUUUAAAAUUGAUAAAAGGAACAACGUGAAAGUGGAUGCAUAAAAGAGUCUUUGUUAAUCCGAUACAUCACUCUUGAAGGAACUUUAGGGGAUUAGUAUUCAAUGGCACUAUAAAUUACGAUGAAUGCUCAAAAUCAAGCCUCUACAGCCAGCAAAAUAUAUGCGGCUGUACUAUACGGUUCAGCGUCGUUUUUAAUUGUUAUUGUGAACAAGAACUUGUUGACAGGACACGGAUUUCCGUCCUUCCAGUUCGUUGGCCUAGGGCAGAUGUGUGCAAUAAUAGUUGUUCUAUUUUUUGCAAAGAGAUUGAAAAUAGUUACUUUUCCUGAUUGCUCUCUUUCAGUACUAUUUAAGGUAUGGCCAUUGCCUUUGAUAUAUGUUGGAAACCUUGUAUUUGGUUUGGGUAGUACAAAAGCGUUAAGUAUUCCAAUGAUGACAGUCCUGAGGCGUUUUAGCAUUUGGAUGACAAUGAUUGGUGAAAGGCUUCUUUUAAAAAAAACUGCUUCUUCUUCAAUACAAAUAACUAUUUUCAUGAUGAUUGGUGGAGCAAUUGUAGCUGCAAGUGAUGAUCUAUCCUUCAAUAUUGUUGGCUACAGUUACGUGUUAAUUAAUGACUUCUUUACAGCUGCUAAUGGUGUGGUGGUAAAACAAAAAUUGGAUGUUAAGGACUUGGGCAAAUAUGGUCUUCUGUAUUAUAAUGCAGUAUUGAUGUUAGUUCCAGCAAGUUUGAUUGCUUAUUAUACUGGUGAUAUAGAAAAGGCUAUGGAAUACGAUGAAUGGUUAAAUCCAUUUUUCUGUUUUCAAUUUCUACUUUCUUGUAUUAUGGGGUUCAUAUUGAUGUACUCAAUAGUCCUUUGCACCGCAGUUAACUCUGCUCUUACAACAACUGUAAUUGGGUGCUUAAAGAAUAUUCUUGUUGCCUAUAUUGGUAUGGUUGUUGGUGGGGAUUAUAAAUUCAGUAUUUGGAAUUUUAUUGGACUUAACAUCAGUAUUAUUGGUAGCAUUGCAUACUCUUACAUUGCAUUUACUGAGAAAGGGGCUAGUUCGUCUAAACUAAGUGAAACCAAACAGGGAAAUGAUAAUUCAACAAAGAGACACGCCACUGAUGUCUAGAAGACAUGGUCAUGGAGCACCCCAGUAAAAGUGAAAAAACACACACCACAUAUACCUACCACUGAAUGUGUUAUUAAUCCAGGAUCCUUCACUUUUCCUACGGUUGUUGAUGGAACAUUAAACAAUUUUUUAUCAAAAUUGUUACCACGUCAAGUAUAAACUGUUGCACUGAGAUGAAUACAUUGCGCUUUGUCAUUGACUGCACAUUGUGACAGAUUUCUAGGUUAACCUAAUUCGUAUACCAGCCAGCGUUGCCAUUAUCUUCGACAACGUUGCAGUAAUAAAGCAGAGAAUGCAUUUUUGUAAAAAUGUAAAUAAGGUUGCUUACUUUGAAUGUAUGAAUAAAUAAUAGCAAUAAAUUUCAAUAAAUAA